Molecule: messenger RNA, 8378 nt
Organism: Caenorhabditis angaria
Lineage: Eukaryota; Metazoa; Nematoda; Chromadorea; Rhabditida; Rhabditidae
Source: the annotation of a GenBank genome assembly
AUGAGAUGGGUUGCUCUUAUAUUUCUGAUAUUUGAAUCAUCUUUUCAAGAUCAUGUAACUUUUUUUGGAAGAUAUACUUGCAAUGUUGAUUUUGAUGUAGAUUACUGCACUUCUGAUACCUAUGUUGGUCUGGCAUUCUACUAUGGUAAGAAAAUCCGAGAAAGAAAUGAAUAUUUCGAAAAAAUAUGAAAAUUAAGGCUUGGUUGAUGGGGGUGGUAUGAAUUCAACUGGUUACUUUAUCAAUUCCUCAAUCAAUGUUGAAUUUUUCGACCCAACUGUCCAGGGAAAUUUCUCAAUUGGUGAACAAACUGGUCAUUAUACUUCGUAAGUGUUCAUUUUUUUUUUCAAAAAAUAUUCAAAAUUGUAUGAAAUACAUAAAUUUGAUCUCUAAAAGUCUAAAACGUCACAAGGAAGACGCAGACAUGUUAUAGAUAACUUUUGCAAGGACUUUGAAAAUCGCGCACGCUUUUUUUUAUUGAUAAGAUAUCUUUUAUGAUGGUCGAAAUCUAAUUGUGUCCAAACAAGAAAAUAUAAUAGAGUUUUGCUAAUUGGCCAUAGGUCAGUACAAAUUGAAACAAAAGGUUUGGUUCUGUAAAUAUGUUUCAGAAUCAGAUUCUAUUUUUAAAACAACGUUCGUUUAAUGUAUUGUUGUCAUAUGAUGUUUUUUACAAAAAAAUGAAGGAAUGCGGGGAAAAGAAAAUACGUGUUUGAUUAUUCAUAUGUAAAUUGUUCGGACAAAAGAGAGACAAAAUUGAUGAUGAGGUCAAAAAAUCAAAAAUCUCGUCUUUGGGUGUAAAAUACGAUUUUUCGAGUAAAACUUGUAUAACAAUUGUGAAAGGGAAAUAAUCCGAAUAUGGAAACGAGAAAAUUGGUCUUUGAAUUUUGGAAAACAACAGGAACGUAGUUAAGAUCUCAUGAAUAUGUUCAAACCACGAGCUCAGGGAUCACAAUGAAUCUCUCAGGGGUCACAACAAACCCUUGAGAAACAAUUUCUGACUAUUUGUUUUACCAUACAAACUACUAUAGUCUCGUUCCAUCAAAUCAAAAUUAAAUGUGGAAUACAAACUUCAAAUAUCAUCAAAAGUGCAAAGUUUCAAAUUAAUCAUUGUUUUUCAAAACAAUCAUUUUCAAAAUUUCAAAACAUCAAAGUAUCGGAAAAUUGCUAAACACUUCCCGAUUUUCUGUCUCUCGCAAAACUCGAAAGUUACAGUAACCUUUUCUUUUUUGCAGAAAUUUGCUGACCUUGAUGUUGAAUGAGAACAAAACCGACAAUUUACUAGCAGUAGUCGGUUUCGAAUCGGAUUGUAAAGAAGUUGCCGCUCUCGCACAAGCCUAUGACGCAACAUCGCUUUUAGUGGUGGGAAAAUUGAAAUGCACUUUCUCAUACAUAAAACCGACAAAAAACCUUUCAAAAUUUUUUUGUAGAAUUGUGAAGAUGAAGUGGGGGAAUCGCAUAUGCCAUCAUCAAAAGUAAUUGAAAUGGGGUCUACUCAAGGUGGAAAAUAUAGAGCUUUUGCAAAAUUAGCGGCAUCUGUUGGCUGGACAAAUCUUGCUGUCAUCAAUUUUGAAGAGGAUGGUGCAGAUGAUCAAACUCACCAUGAUCAAUUGCUUGAUGCUUUGUCAGAAGAAUCAAUUACUGUAGGAUAAUUUUCAGCAUGUUACUACGAAUAUUUUCUUGAAUUUAUAGCUUGACUACGUGAAAAAAGGUGGCUUUUCUGCAAAUCAGAACAAUGCAAUGUUCACUGGCACUGAAUCAAUCGUUGACGCAAUUCUCGAAAGUUAUCUGAAAACUCGGAUUUAUGUGGUGAUUCUUCAACUUCCAGUUGCUGGACAGCUGUUUCUUCAUACAAUGUCAAAUUUGGGUCUUUUGGAAACAGGAAAAUAUUUUGUAAUCAUGAUGGGACCUUUAGCAGCGGAUAAAGCGAAAUAUUUCAGCUUCAACAUGAAUCGAGGUAUUUCAUUAUGAAAUUUGACAAACAAAAUUUGUUCGGUUUUUAUUUCGUUUUUUGUUUCGAGAAAAUUCAUCCAAUUUCACAUAUUUUGUUAUUGAUUAAAAACGAAAAUUGAAAAGUUUACUCGUGAAUUACAAGUGAUGUUGAAUGCAAACUCUAUCCCCUUGACUCACUUAAUUUAAAUAUUCAGGAUCCACUUAUAUGAAUUCCAUUCAAUACGGUAUAUCCGACGCCACAGCUCGACAAUAUUAUCGAUCAUUCAUGUAUUUCACAGAUGUUGCUCAUCUUACCAAAGAUUACAGCGAUGAAUGGACUGCUUUUCGUAAUCGCGUUGAUAAAAAUGCCGAUGUCACAUAUUGUCCACCAAUGUGUGAUACACAAGCUGAAGGAAUUGCUAAUAAUGAUGCUUGGAGUAGUGAUGCUUAUUGGUAUUCGGAAACUCCAGCAAUUGUUGAUGCAUAUGAUAUGGGAAGAUUGCUUUCGGAAACUGUAGCGGUUCAUGGGGCAAGUGUUAUAAAAAAUUCGACCAAAUUGGUGGAUUUGAUGACUGGAAGAAGUGUGACAUGUGAGUAUUAAAGGGGUUGCCUUUCUACGUAUUUUUUAAGGCCGAAAUAGUGAGUCACUAUAUUAAAAUAAGUAUGAACAGGCCUGAUGUUGAUCAAAAUCAUCUCACAGUUGAAAAAUUUAAGAGAAUGCAUUUAGCGAGAAAUAAACAAAAAUAAAUUGUAAAAAACUUAACAAAAACAUGGAAAAUGGUAAAAACUCACUAUAAAGUUAAUUUGAAAUUGGAGCUAAGUUUAUCUGUAGUGGAACAAUCCCAUUAAGAACAUUUGUUUGGUUAAAGUAAAAAUAUUUUUUUGCUGCGGACUAAGUUGUUUGAUUGUUCGGCCACACAAAUUUUAAUGACACAAUUUGAUAAGAAGCCGGUUGAAACAACUGAAAUUUGCUAUAUCACUUUGCGAAAAAAGGGUUAUGGAAAAAAAUAAUUAAGAUACUCAAAUAAAUAUUCAAAAAAUAUGUUCAACGACAUAUCAUAACCAAAAGUAUGUUCGUAAACCUAUUACAUAAUUACCAAAUUUCAAAAAUAGUAUGCAAAUCAGAGAGAGCGAAAAGAAGCAGAAAAGUCACCUUCCCUGUGUGCAGUCAGUUAUGUGUUUCUCUUCCCCUCUUUUGUUUUUGUGAGGCCGCAAACUUUUCUGGCUUUUUUGUGUUAGGUUUUUGUGUUUAUCAAAUCUUUGAUUGUUUUGUGCAAAUUUUGCACAAUUAUUGAAGUAGCUUCUUGCGCUAUGUUCUUCACAUUGCGAAAAUCAUCGUUAUAUUCGAAUUUUCAGCCCUUCUUGGAUAUGUCAACAAAAUUGAAUCAAAUCAUGUCGCGCAACGUCAAUAUAUUCUGUGGUCACCACAACAAGCUUCUAGUAGAGUUGGUCCGAUUGCAAUUUAUUCAUGGGCGAAGCCUGCUGCUACUUUGAAUCCAGAUGGAAAAGGAGAUUACGUAAGUGAAUUUAAUUUUUUUCAAGUGAAAAUUUUGAAUGUUUUUCAGUCAAUUGUUUGGACAAAUUUGACCUCAUUGGGUGUAUUGAAUGGUGUUCUUCCUGAUUCUCGACCAGAAUGUGGAUUCAACAACGAACUCUGUCCCAGUAAUUAUAGUAAGUUUUUCAAUUCUGAAUACCUGAUCGCUUUUAUCUGAUCAGGUGACCUGUCAGAGCUCGAGAUUGUGCUGAUUGCUGUAUGCUUUGUUGCGAUUAUUAUUUUGCUCGUUGUCAUUAUUUAUAUUGUCAGGUAACUUGAUAAUCUGAUUAGGUUUGAUUCUAUUUUCAAGAUAUUUCUAGAUGGAUUCGAUAUGAACGAAGACUUGAAUCAUCAUAUUUCUUGGUUAAUCGGAAAGAAGUUCUUCUAAUGGAUAUGUCAAAGUUUGGGUCAAGUCGUGGAGGAAGUGUAUUGCAAAGUGCUUUGAGUAUCAAAUCUGCUCACUUCGAAGAACCCGUGACUGGUGGAACAACAAUGCAAUUUUAUAAUCACGGAAUUCGAAAAGCUGCUAGACUCAAUAAACUUAAAGAAGUGUCAAAAGGAAAAUCUGCAAAUAAAGAUUCAUGGAUUGAUAUUGAUGAUUGGCAUCUCGCCAAAUUUGAUAAUGCAUUGGUGACUGUUCGAAAAAUCAAUAAAACACAGUUGAAGUUAACAAGAGAAAUGAAGCAGGAAAUUGAUAUUUUGAUGACUGAGACUCAUGAGAACUUGAAUCGAUUCUUUGGAUUGAUCAAUGAAACUGAUUUGAUAUUCACAAUUCACGCGUAUGGACCCCGGAAAAGUUUGAAUGUGAGGAUUUUGAGAGUGGGGAGAUUUGGGUAACUUUAAUUCAAGUAUAACUUGCUUCUGAUAACAAACAUUUGUGUGAAUUCAGUUUUACUCAAACUCAUAAAUUCAUUUUCAGGACCUUCUUCGAAACAACGAUUUACGAUUGGAUAGAAUGUUUAGAGUAUCAUUCAUUGAAGAUAUCACCAAAGGUUUGACUUUCCUCCACGAUGGAUCAAAAAUUGGAUAUCAUGGAAAUUUAAAAAGCACAAAUUGUGUGGUUGAUGCUUAUUGGAGGAUCAAGUUGAGCAAUUUUGGAAUGGAAAAAAUUCGGCAAGAUGAACCAGAAAAGAAAGCUGAUGGUAGGGCAAUUUUUUUUUGAAAAAAAUUCAUUUGUAUUGUUUCCAUUUCUAGAUCUUUUGUGGACAGCUCCUGAAAUUGUUCGACGUUAUGGAGUUCAAAACGAUUUACCAAACAUGGAAAUUGCUCGAGCUGAUAUUUAUUCCUUCGCAAUUAUCUUGUAUGAGAUUUAUGGAAGACAAGGUCCUUAUGGUGAUGAUUUCUUGGAUUCUGAUGAGAUUAUCGAGCAAAUCAAAUUCCCUGAGGGUGGAGCGGUGACCAGGCCGGAUAUUCAUUUGAUUACAAAAUCGCCGUAUCCAGUGUCACAAGUUGUUGAAAAGUUAGUGUUUUGAGUUAAUUAAAUAUCUAGGGAAGUGAUAUAAAUCUAAAUAAAUACCUGAAAUGUUCUUAUUUUCAAUCGGGAUGACAACAAGUUUUCAGAUGCUGGAACGAAUCUCCAUCCCAACGACCAACGAUCAAAAAAGUACGCGACCUUCUCAAACCGUUAUCCAAAGGAUUGUAAGUGAAAAAUAUCAUAUGAUAGACUAUUUCAUUUCAAAAACCACGUUUUCUCUCAUUUUUCAGAAAAGGCAAUAUUGCUGAUAAUAUCAUGUCACUUCUCGAUAGAUAUCGUAACAAUUUGGAAGAUGUGAUCAAAGAACGCACAGAACAACUGGAAGAUGAGAAGAAACGAAAUGAAAAUCUGCUUCUACAAUUGUUGCCAAAGUUUGUUUGAUUAGUUGUGUCUGUGGUCAACUGUUUUGUUGAACAAACAGAUCAUAUUUUUUGGGUUGCAGACGAAAGCGAUUUUUUAAGAAUUCAAGAAGAAAUGGGGGGUCAAAGAUUUGAAAGUUGCGAAAAUUUCAAUUUUCAAUAUUCAGAAUAAUUUAUGUUUGGUAAAAAAGCUAACGCUAUAUGCUAGAGAUACCCUGUAAAUAAAUAUAAGAAAUAUGAACCACAAAUUCAGAAAAAAAAUUCACUUUGAUUUCUUUUUGGGAUCAAGAAUCUAGAGAUUUUUAUUUUUUUUUGUCAAUAAUGAAUCACGAACUUAGAUUUUUGGUGCCAUUAAUGUAAAUAAAAAUGAUGGAUAUUUGAGAAGCAAAACUCAUAUAAAAGAAGUUUGGCGCCAAAUCUUGAGAGUUUAAAAGGACACAAACACAUAUUCAGGGUUGAAAAAUUUUUGAGAUAAUUAAAAACUGCCAUAAAUUCAACAAAUCUUGAAAUUUUUUCUGAAUGUGAGAUUUUGGAGUUUGAGGAAAAAGUCAUUUGAUGCCAAACAAAAUUUAUAAUCGAUUAAAAUCACAAACAAGUGUUUCAGAUCCGUCGCAAAUUCUCUUAAAAAUGGUCAACCAGUCGAUGCUGAAUUCUACGACAAUGUUUCCAUCUAUUUCUCGGAUAUUGUUGGUUUCACCUCAUUGAGUAGUAAAAGCACACCACUUCAAAUUGUCAACAUGUUGAAUAAUCUCUACACAGUUUUCGAUACAAUUAUUGAUAAAUUUGAUUGUUAUAAAGUCGAGACAAUUGGUGAUGCUUAUAUGUUUGUAUCCGGAUUGCCAGAGUUGAAUGGAUAUUUACAUGCUGGAGAAGUUGCCAGUGCUAGCUUAGAAUUGUUAGAAAGUAUCAAGGUAACUUUUAUCACAUCAUUUUCUGGACUGAAACAAAUUCAUGAAAAUUUCAGACAUUUACUGUGAGUCACUGUCCUGAUGAGAAACUGCGCCUUCGUAUUGGUAAUCACACUGGUCCAGUUGUCACUGGUGUUGUUGGUAUCAGAAUGCCCCGAUAUUGUCUCUUCGGAGACAGUGUGAUAAUUGCAAAUGCUAUGGAAAGUAGUGGAGAACGUGAGUUAGCCUAAAUUGCCCUGAAAUUUUACCCUCACAUUCUGGAACAAUAUUUUUCAGCCAUGAGAAUUCAAUUAUCAAGUGAUAUGUAUGAGUUGCUUAUCAAAUGUGAAAAAGGAUAUGAAAUUCAACCAAGAGAAAAAAUCACAUUGAAAAAUAAAAUGGAAUUGAUGACAUAUUGGGUCAGUGGUUAUUCAAAGGAGGCGAGAUUGGCGCGACUUGUUCAAUUCCAACAUCAAUAUCCGCAUAUGCAACCGUUGAUCAAGAAAUUCCAUCAAAAAAUGUAUUAAUUUGAAUUGAUUGGAAUGAAUUUUGUUGAAAAGAUGUUAAUCUGCUGUGUGUAAAAGUUGGAAAUUCGAUGCGAAUAGUGUUUAUAGUUUCUCAGGUAACAAAUUCAUACCAGGUGUACAGAAAUUCAGGACACUGAGUGUUUCUCAUAUCGGUUCAGGAAAAUUUACAGAUUCUCGCACCAAAGUUGAAAUUUGAAGGAAUAGAGUGUUGUCUAAACACUCCGUGGAAAAACAUAGAAGUUCUCUAAUUUUAGAUCCAGAAUUGCUUGAAAUGAAAAGACACACUAACCCGAAAUACUCUUUUUGAGAAAUAAAUAUUCUAAAACGGUUCAAAGCAGUGAGGACUGUCUGAGAUGAAUUUAAAAUAUUGUUUCAUAAGAACCUUGCCUCAAAUGUUCUCUCUGAAUUUGAAAUAUUACGUGAACUAUUUAUGACACUUUUAUAAACAAAUGUUUAUGCAAAACCUUUUUCUUCCACGAUACUAUCCAGAUGUCUUGUCAUUUUUCGGCUUUCUCUCAGAAGCCAAUUGUUUAUUAAUCACAAAGCUCAAGCUAAUAAAAGUAAAAAAGUAAACGUUUCUAUCUUGAACAAAAAUUUUGAGUUUCUUUUGUGAAUUUGCAUCUUAUCCUUUUCUUUGUUUGAAAACAUAAACACUGUUGUUCAUUUGUUUUAUUCCUAGCUUUUACCUUUCAAGGUCAGUUUUUUUUCUUUAUUUUUUGGAAUAAAAAAAUAGAUUUUUCAAGCUCAUUAAAAAAAUUUUCUCAAACUAUUUUUAAGCUCACAUUCAAUAUGAAAAAAAACUCUCAACCCUAUAAUCAUAAUUUUUCACAACUUUCUAAAAAAAUCAUCAUUCUAACCUAGUAUUAUUUUUGUUAGACCUCCUUGUGAGUGCUCAAUCACAAAAAACCAAUUUCGUGAAAAUUGUGGUUUCUCAUUUCGUUUCAUUUCAAAAAACCACAAAAUAUGUCUCAUUAAUUCGAAUUUAGGCAGAUUUUCUAUUUGUAUUUGAUAAAUUAAAAAAUGUUUUUUUUUUCAAAAAAAUUAAAAAUUAAAUGAGUCAUAUUUCCAUCAUUUCUCAUUUUUAUCUAAAAAUCUUUUUUUAUCAAAAUAUUUUUUUCAGGAAUGUGUGACAAUUUGAAACUUCUUGCUGAUGUUGCUCUGGAUGAAACAAAAUAUCAGAAAAAGAGAAAGACACAAAUUUUGGUGAGAUAUUUUAGAGGGAAAAGAGGCGUUUGAAAAUUCAAGUCUAUGAGAUGUUGUGCAUUUCUAGUUUUCAUAGAAGAUUCUGAUCGAGCUCCUAAUUUUGAACUCGAACUACUUCUGGAAGCAUUUUUUGAAUUCAAUUUCGAGCUUUGAAAAAUCAAAACCUUUUAUUUUUUGGAAAAAUUUUUCCUAGAAACCUCUCUUUUUCUGAAAACUCUUGAUUUUACAAGAAUAUUUGUAUUCCUGAAUGUAAACUCUUUGUUCCCGUUCAGAGCCGGGAAAAAUCUUCAAAAAUUGAAUGGAAAUAUUUUCAGAAUUAUACAAAUUGCCCAAACCUCAAAUUGUUGGCUGAUGUUGCUGUAAAAGAACUCAACAAAAUCAAUGCAAAAAAUGAUCACAACAAGAACAAUUUCAAAAAAUCAAACAAAAAUACAGUUAAAACGGAUAAAAAAUCAUGCUCAAAUUAG